UGCUGGAAAGAAGCAAUGAAGCGAGUUGAGAAGUUCUGGUUUCUCUUCCUCCUGAUGGAUUUUUUAAUUUCAUUCCACACUACAGAGGCAAUUUCUGUGAAGGCCUCUGUCAGUUUAUUCCACUUCAACAGGACUGUGUUUGAACGCUGUGAAUGUAGCCUGUAUGGCUUUAAUUCUCCUUGCCUUAGUGCUCAGGGGAUGGUGGGCAUUCCAGUAUCUGCUGAUCUUUAUGCCUGCGACAGAAAUACUGACUUCACUGUCAUGAAAGCACCGUGGAUAGCCCUGAUUGAAAGAGGCAAUUGCAGUUUUGCUGAAAAAAUUCAGGUGGCAGCCAGAAGAGGUGCAACAGCAGCCAUGAUCUACAAUUCACACGGCAAAGGCCACAACAGCACCCUCCUGAUAGCACAUCAAGGUGCUGAAAAGAUCGUUGCAAUUAUGAUUGGCAACCUGAAAGGCAUGGAAAUCCUGCACCGCAUUCGGAAUGGCAUGAAAGUCACCAUGGUCAUUGAAGUGGGAAAAAAGCGCAGUCUUUCUGUGAAUAUCUUCACCAUCCUCUUCAUCUCUGUGUCAUUUUUCGUUGUGGCAGCAGCAACUGUGGGUUGCUAUGUCUCUUAUUCUGCUCGAAGACUCAUUAUCGCAAGGGCCCAGUCCAGGGAGCAGCGGCAGCUGAGGGCCAAGGCUAAGAAGGCCAUUGAACAGAUGAAAUUGCGCACCCUGAAGGAAGGGGACAAGGAAACUGGUCCAGAUGGAGAUUCCUGUGUUGUGUGCUUUGAGCAGUACAAGCCAAAUGAUGUAAUGCGUGUUCUGACUUGCAACCAUGUCUUCCACAAGACUUGUAUUGACCCCUGGCUUCUGGAACAUGGGACGUGUCCUCUGUGCAAAUGUGACAUCCUCAAAGUGUUGGGUGUUAAGAUGGAUGUAGAACCACGGUCUGAGCCUGUGCAAGCCCCAGGAUCCAGUGGUCAAAGACCUCUAUCCACUGUCACUAUAGUUAAUGAAGAGGACAAUCUUAGUGAAACAGCAUCAUCUGGAUAUGAUUCUGUGCAGGGACCAGAUGAAUCUGCUCAGGAGGCACACACACCAUUAGAAAAUCACAACACGCAUCCUGUACGUGAUGAAUCCCAGCCCUCCACUGUGAUUGUCCUUUCACACGGUGACAACCCAGGUUUUGAAGGAGAUGAUACACAAGUUUGUGAAGGCAGGAUUGUUUGUGAAGUCACGUUCUAAGAACAUGCCCAGCCACAUGGUGCAAACCUUCUGCAAGGAGCUGCCUACUGCCAUUCCAUAUGAACCAAAAGUUGCAAGACUUGCAAAAAAUACUGCACUGGCAAUGUUUAGAUAAAUAGACUCGUCCCAAUCAUAACUGUAUGGUUUGCCUUUCUUAAAACUGUAUUUUCCACAGGAGUCUUAACACUCUCCAGAUAAAGCUGUCUUGAAUAUAUAGAAAGCCAGCAGAUUUUAACUAAAACAAAAAUUUCAUCUUUAGCAAAGCUUCUCUAUUGUGUUUGAGUUGUUUAAGUGAGAAGAUUUUUUAUGUCAUAGUUUCUCCACUGGGAAUAAUUUUGAGUUGGGCAUUUUUGUUGUUUAUUAUUUUCAUUCAAGUGGAUUUUCAUUGUAAAGAAAUUAGUUUUGAUUUGUUCUAAUACUUACUUAUAAGACAGUUUUGUUUAAAGAAACAUGGUAGUUAAUGUUUCAGUGCACUAAUUUGAUAGGAGAAAGUGCAAACUAAUGCUUGUCAAACUGGAUUUUGUCCACGAAGUCUUUGGUUGUCUAGUAACCAACUGAUUCUCUACCUCUCAACUCCAACCUGCCAACCACACAUUCCUAAAGGGGAAGAAAAGAGAGCUGAAAACUGACAGGCCAGAUCUGACUUACUGUAAAGGGAACAACUGCAGGAAUUUUUCAAGCCUUGUUAACAUUAAUCUGUUAGUCUGAAAGAUCCUCAAGUGAUUUGAGGAGCUAUAACAAUCUCUAGCACCAGCAAUAUGCCAGAGUCCUGGCUAUGUGGGAGUCUGGGAUGACUUCAGGAAAGACUCGGCCGAAGAUGAAAAGAUAGAUUGCUUCCUCUUCUUUUACAGAAAGGAUCUGUUGUGUUUUGUUCAGAAAUGAUCCUCUGAAAAAUGCUGGACUGCUGCUGUACAUUACCUUGCUCAAAUGCACAAGCUGCAGGGAGAGCCGAUGUCCUGUGAGUGUAACAGAGGAUUGGAGAAGCUGUCCUCUGUGUGGAGUCGAGAUGGGGUCAAGUAGGAACACUGGGUGCCUCAACAGUGACUUGGCCUUGUCCAGUGAAGGUAACUAAGGACAUCUUAUAAAUGCACUUUAUUUUUUUACCUCUGCACCUUUGACUAGUUUCUAUUGUUUAGUAGGAUUUUGUCUUAGAGCUUCCAAUAAAUAACUUAAGAAUCUGGGGGAAAAAGCAAUGCAUUAUCUUAGCUAUAGUACAAAAUAAAUGUUUGUUAAUAUUUCAUAAUUUGUAUUGAAUUUUAAUAUGGAAAUGUAAAUGUAAAUAAAACUAUUUUUGAUUAUCCUGACUAUCAUAAAAUAUUACCAGCUCUCAUGGAAGCAGAUGCUGAAUUUGCCCUGUCCAACAGCCUUGAAACACAUCCUUUUAGGAGGCCAAAAAGAAGCAGUGUUUGCUCAAAGUAAUUGGAAUAAGAAGUGCUAGUUAUGUGCAGGGUGCUACUGUUACAUGGAUUAAAAUUGUGUUGAGAUGCUGAAACCUAGUAGCUGUACUCAAUGUUAAAGAAAAUCCAAGCACCUUAGGAUGUGUUCAGUGAGCUGCUGAAUUGUACUUGUAGGCAGGUUCAGCACAAGGCAAUCUGCCAUGUGCCCUUCAGACUGGCUGCAUCUCGCUUUUCCUUUGUCAGGUUGCUCAGCACCCCUUCCUUACUCCAAAGUUUGUUUGCUUUGAGGAAAAAGCAUUUUAAAAAUUAUUACUUGUCCUUUGUUCUGUACUCUACUAUGAAAUACAGUAAAAGCUUGCUGCUCUCCUAGCUGGUUUGGAAGCAGUUAAGUCUUGUAUUUCUUUUUAGUUCAGUUCCAAGUCUAGUCUAGAAAAUACCAGUUGGUUCUGAUCUCCAGUUGUGAAGCUGAUUAUAAUCAGACUCCACUCUGAAGCUGUCAUUUGCUGUGAUUGCCUUUUUAUUCUACCUCUGAAGUGCAAAGCAGUGAAAGGAGCAGCCAAGCAGUAAAUAUGCAGUCCCAUAUCACUUCAUUCCAUUUCCAUUUCACAAAGCUGGUAUCAUUUUCUGUGGUGUGUAAAGCUGCAAUAUAGUAGAGUCUUAUGAAGAUAUAGCCUCAUGAAACCAUUUGCCAGUUUUGUGUUCAAUAGGAACAAAAUUUGAUGUUUACAAAAAAAAAGGGAAGGGAUUCAGAUAAAUUCAAUACGUUGAAAGGCACUAUUUGGGCUGCUUUGUUUGUAGAAUUCAAGCUUUACAUUUACUGCCUUUUCCCCAAUACUUGUGUGUGGGAGAAUGGAUUGUAAGAGAACAGAUAGUGCUACAAGCAAUCUCGCAGCUCUAUUAAUGGCCAAAGAGUGGAAGCAGCCUUGCCCUUAAUAGAUUACAGCUAUGUCCAAUAAGGAUGGGUGUUAUAAAAGAGUGGGUCAGCUGGUCUAGAGUUAGUUGGAAUUUGCUGGCCAUGCUAUGAGGAGGAGGGGUUGGGUAGUCAUGCAGAAGGAAGAGAGAAGUCAGUGUUGUGAGGAGCUGCCUGUGGGAACUCACAGAGAGAAGGUAUGAAUGUUUUACUGUAGAAUAAUGGAUAAUGUAGGAUAACUGAUAGUGCCAGUCAGUUUGCAUCCACAAUCCAGUGUACCAAGCACUGACACUGACACCUGUAUUUCUAAUUCUAAUUGUAAUUGUAAUUCUAAUAUGAAUGCACAGCCCUUUCUCAAGGAAUGCACUAGUGGAGAACUGGGGAGGGGGGGUGGUGUAGAAGCUCGCAUUGAUGAACCUGUACUGCUGUAGGAUUAGAUGGUAUCAUCUCUUGAGGAAGGGUCUUGCUUGCUCAAGGCACUUAAGCUAAUUUUCAGAGAGAUAUUUCAGAGGGAUUCUUAUAUCAAAUGUGACCCACUGCUAAAGGAACACAUGCAGGAUAAGUACCUGAGCAGUAUUUGAGCUACUGCUAGGCAGAACUUAAUCUGUUCUCCAGUUUUGCAGCUUAUCUUGCAAGUCUACCAUGUUCUUAUCUGUGCAGGUUUGUUUGUAACUAGUAGCUAUGCAAGGGAUUUGGCUUAAAAAUGAAAGUGUAAAUUUCAUCAACACCAUCGUGAUACUAAACUUGGGUCUGUUCCUGUCAGACUGUCUUAAAGAAAUUUCAAUGAUCCACUCUCACUUUUUUGUAUUUCCAAGUUUCCAUGGGUAGCAGCUGUCCUUUGCCAACCCUGCUUAGGGGACUGUGCAGCGAAAUGUUCACUUGUUUUUGGUGAUGCCACGGGCUAGAAUGUCUCUGGGUUAUGUGUAUGUAUGUUUGUGUGUGUGUGUACACUGUGACAUGGUAGACUUUCCUCUAAGCAAGAAGCUAACAGAAAUGUGCCUGGGGCUAGGGUUGUUCCUGAAAAGCAAUAAAAACCUGCUGUUAUUGUGCAAUAGUUUUGGGGUUUUCUAUAGAUACACUAAUACUCAUGUGUAAGAUAAUGGAAAUAAUGAGCUCACAAAUGGUACAGUUUGUCUGUUUAUCUGUCUGUUGACUGUAUUAAUAUUCCCACUGUGACUCUCCCACUGAGUCACACAGACAUGUCAAUUCUUCUGUCCCCAAAGAGCAAACUGAACAGGCUCUGGCAUCAUGUCCAAGUGUUUACUCACUCCCUCAGGGAAAGGGAGGGAGCUCUGAUCUGAGACUUCAGUCAAACACUUAUGUGCUCUCAAAGAGGGUCUGGGAAAGCUUUUUUAUCCCUGCAGGAGAGAAAGGCUUGUUUCCUGGUGCUGGAUUACUGUGCUCUCUUGUGAAUUAGGCUUUACAACAGCAGGGCUUAAUUUUUUAAAUUUCAAAUCAAAAUAAUACCAUUUUCUCAUCUUGAGGAAAAUUUCUGGUGUCCCAACAGAAAUACAGUUUUGGAUGAGAAUUUUGUUUAAAGGGAAAAGCAGGACUUGUGAUGAGGGCUGCAAACACGUAAAAGCAGUUUGAGUCAUAAGGGCCAUUGGACUGUUGCCAUAAAAUGGAGAGGUACAGUCCAUCUCAGUCUUCAGAGGGAAAAUUCUGCAUUUCUCAAGUGACCUAACAGUUUGAUAUAAUAAAUAAAGACAUUUACCUUGCCUGUGUGUGAUUUAUUGUAAUUUCUUUCCAUGUUUAACACACCAGCACCAAAGGUAGCCCUGCCUUUUCACUCAAGUGAAAAGACUGGUACCUCUCCUGUGUAGAUGUGAAUGGGGCUCCUCUCCUGCAGGGGUGUAAUGUCUGCAGUUUGGAAGAAAUGAAAGAAAAUCUGGCUUCGGCAAUUAAUUUUGGUUUCAAGAGAAAACUGAAAUCCAAUUGCAGCAUUUGUGCUGUGUGAACUAAAAAUUAUGUAAUAGUCCUAGAGUAACUCUGCACUGGUUGUUCAACUGUUGGUUAUACAGAGUGAAGCCAACGUUUAUUUUUAUAGCUAUUUAUUUCUGUAGUCUUGACAUGGUUGAGGGAAGUAAUUUCAUUUCUACGCUAAGUCUUGAAUAAGUGAAAGAAAAAUUCUGCAGCACUAAAUGGAUCUGUGUUGCUGUAGAAUGCAUUGAUUACACUGUAGCAUGAUUGUGCACCAGUUAAGGUUUUCAAGUGGCUAUAAAUAAAUUUCUCCAUGCCCAUAGAGAAGCACUCUUUGCAGCUGAACAGUAUUUGAUUAAGAAUCCAAUGCUUUAGGGAACUGGAAAAGAGAAAGACAUUCAAGACCAUGAAACAUGGAAAGAAAUACAAAACAGACAUUUUCCAAGCAGUAGCAUUUUACUGUUAAAAUAUUUAUCCAGUUAACAAAGUUUGAAUUUUACAUGAGCAAGUAACACAUGUCCAGUGUGUCUGUGUCACCAAAAUGAAAAUUCUGGGUAAGAAAUGCCAAGGGCAUCUCUCCUUAAAAUUAACAUCAGAAUUAGAAGAUGUGUGUUAGGUCCUUAAUUUCCUGUAUCCAGGGGCUUGUCUAAUUGAGGAUCAUUAAAUGGUAAACACUCUUUCUGGGAGUGCUCUUACAGGACCAUGAUCUGUGAAGCAACCACUCAAUCAGUGGAGCUGGUAAAUCCCCAGCAUUCUCUGUUGUGCCUGGCUUCAGAUGGGGGAUUGAAGACUCCACCUCAUGAUGAGCUGUGUGCCAGGAUAUCAGGGGCUCUCAUUAAUGUUUGAUCUGUGUUAGUUACCAUGUGCUGGCUAAUGGCUUGUAUUUUAUUUUUACUUCCUAGUAAAAGUAUACCACCA
Cyanistes caeruleus (blue tit) is the source of this 6372-nucleotide messenger RNA. Lineage: Eukaryota; Metazoa; Chordata; Aves; Passeriformes; Paridae. The record is from RefSeq and is a predicted model, not a curated record.